AUGUCCAAUCCUUUGAAGCGACGGUUUGAUCCGGUCAGAGAGUUGGAUGAUGAAGCCUUCUUCACAUCCAGCGGGGAGCCACAGCAGCCGUACGGGCGGGAAAUGCUUCUCGAUUAUGACGGAAUUCACGAUUCCAUGAGACAGAGUCAAUACCAUGGGCCAAGUUACAUGAAUCCGAUGAGUGAUGUUCCGAUUAUCCAACAGGCGGACUCUUUGUCGGGGGUGUUUAGCAACCUUCUCGUCGAUCCGAGCCUUGUGCCAUCCAUGGAAUUUAAUGACUUGGACUUUAACUUGGACGACGCACUUACUGAUUGGAGCAAUGACAUGCUGCUGUCUGGCUCAGACUUGUCUCCGUUAACGCUACCUUCGUCGCAAGAAAUUUCUCACUCGCCGUCUGUAGCAUCUGAAGCAGGGCAGCCAAGAAUUGAGGACGUUAUUCCAAUAUUUAACAAUGAAGUAGCCGACAACGAAAUAAUAUGCUACGGAAUGCUACACAACGUCGAUGUUAAACUACUUGGCGACAUGCAAACCAUCCACUCUAAGCUAGACAAGAGUGACGCCGGACUCGAGCGAUUUAAACUUGAAAAGCGCGAAAAUCAUGUCAUUCUACGUUUCAGCGAUACUGGCGAGGAUUUUGGCCAGGUGCGCUCCAACGUUGGCACGACACUUUCGUCGCUACUAGGUGAUCAGUCAUCUAAUGUCGAGUUUGAGCCUAUCGUGUCUGUAUCUUAUUUAAUGGAUAUCAUUGGACGCGCUAACCGGCCCUCUGACGCUAUUGUUAAAGUCGACAUCAAUGUUUACGGACCACAAUCGGCUGUAACGAAAGUUGGCGAUGACUUGUCAUCGGGCAAGCUGUGGCUGCAGAGGCCUAGUAACAUGAGAUGCGAGGUUAUAUACCAUAAUCCGCACUUCUUGCGGCUUAAUUUGAACGGCGUCCAACUUCAACCUAAGCAGCCUAUGAAACAGGCCACCAGAGAGGGUUCUUCCAGCAGAAGAAAAAGAGAAGCACGAUUGCGAACCCUGGUGGAAGAGGUAUACAAGUCCAUUCAAACGAGGGAGAUUGAGGCGCCAGACGAAAGAGGCGGUGGUAUUCUAGCUGAUGAGAUGGGUAUGGGCAAAACGUUGUCCAUGCUAACACUAAUAAUGAAGACUCUUGAUAUGGGGAAAGAAUGGGCUGAACAGCGAGAAAACAACACCAAAGUCGACGAGACGAUCAAGCGCUCACGCUCAACACUUGUGAUUGUCCCUUCCGCUCUUCUUAUAUACAACUGGGUCAAUGAGAUAACAGAUUAUUUGGAAGAAGGCGUCAAAGUAAUCAAGUAUCACAGCUCUGAUCGACCAAAGGAUAUCAAGCAGAUCGCAGAUUCAGAUAUCGUUGUGACUACGUAUAGUACUCUCACUGCCGAAUUCCAACAAAUCAAAUCGAGACGAUCUCUCCUUCAUUGUGUCGACUGGUAUAGAGUCGUCCUCGACGAAGCGCACAUUAUUCGGCGUCGGGCUACAGCAUUCUAUCACGCAUGCGACGCAAUACACGCCAAUUCAAGAUGGUGUCUCACAGGAACACCUAUUCAAAACAAGCUCGCCGACAUUGGAACUCUUUUCGCAUUCAUACGUGCCGACCAGUUUCUUAAACCGGCUGACUUUCGGAAGCACAUAGAGGUCCCUUUUGAGCAGGUUCCCGAGAAUGAGUCGCCGACAUUGGCUAAGGACCGCCUUGUUCUGCUGUUUCAAGCGUUCUGUUUGCGUCGCACGAAAGAAAUAGUCAAACUACCUCGAUUACGAAAAACGGUGCGAAAACUGAGUUUCUCCGCGGAGGAACGCCAGCAAUACGAGAAUACAAAGAAGAUUCUGCUUCGCAUGAUUCGUCACCGUGUUGGUGAGGUUGAGCAGAACUCUAAAUUCGGAAUUUUCCAGGUCAACUUACAGAUGCGUCUGUUUUGCAACCAUGGAACUUACCAGCAACCUUUCUCCUGGCACCGACAAACCUACAGGGAUGAAUGUAAGGAGGCCCUUGUCUCGGCCUUUGGUCAAAGCAGCGAGAUUACGUGUGCUGGUUGCCAGAUGCCAAUGCCAAUCCUCGGGUCUAGCCAGUUAAACAAUAGCUUUUAUGAGCAAUGCGCUCAUGUCUUAUGCUCUGAGUGCAUCGAACAGUCGAAUACGCCGAAUGAUGGAGGGCAAGCUCAACAUUGUCCCGUAUGCAUACGAUGGGUGAGGCAUCCAAUGGUUGAGAGCGGUGCAGUGAUCGACGAUGACAGUGUUACAAACCGCCACUCCAAAGAUAAGGUCGGGGACGGUGAAGAUUAUUUCAAUAAGGAGGGCUAUUCGACAAAGAUGAAUGCGUUGAUUGAGGAUGUCCGUCGCGAUCUGAAGUCCAAAAGUAUUAUAUUUUCAUGUUGGACUCGGACACUGCAACUUCUUCGGAGAUAUCUUGACCAGGCUGAGAUUCCAUAUCUUGAUAUCGAUGGCAACUGCUCUCUUACGGAACGAAAAGAUAAGCUCGCGCAGUUUAAGGAUGAUGACGAAAAGCCAGUGCUCAUCAUGACAACUGGAACUGGUGGCUUUGGUCGCAUCUUCAUUGUCGAGUUGCAAUGGAACCCCGCCGUAGAGAGUCAGGCCAUCGCGCGCGCAAUUCGGCUUGGACAGGAGAAAGAUGUACAUGUGACGCGCUACAUGAUCAAAGAUACAGUUGAAGAGGACAUGGGAUCCCAGCAACAGUCCAAGAAUCAACUCGCCAGCCUAGUAGAUGCAGGGGAUGACAUGGACUGGUUUGAAGAAUAG
Molecule: messenger RNA, 2778 nt
Organism: Trichoderma aggressivum f. europaeum
Lineage: Eukaryota; Fungi; Ascomycota; Sordariomycetes; Hypocreales; Hypocreaceae
Exons: 10
Coding region: 1-2778 (925 amino acids)
Biological process (GO): DNA repair
Cellular component (GO): nucleus
Molecular function (GO): ATP-dependent chromatin remodeler activity; ATP binding
Source: RefSeq, a predicted model, not a curated record